Messenger RNA from Trypanosoma cruzi, 2445 nucleotides. RefSeq lists its product as uncharacterized. Lineage: Eukaryota; Euglenozoa; Kinetoplastea; Trypanosomatida; Trypanosomatidae. Bases 1 to 2445 code for a protein of 814 amino acids. The record is from RefSeq and is a predicted model, not a curated record. The transcript has a single exon.
AUGCGUUCACUUCGGCGGUUUUUGGUGGGCGCAGGGCUGCUACCGAGGCGCAGUACACUCUUUUGGUUUCUUCUCACCUUUGUGGCGAUGGCGCUUGUGAUGAGUGCCACGAUGUUCUGCAGUAUCAUUGUGGAGAAGGAACCCACACACGAACUCACGCAAGAACCCGCCCCGGAAGAUGUGAAGGAACCCGCACAUUCAAGGAGCCACGACGUGCGGCGAGAAGCGGCAAGUACGCAAAAAACCCGAGAGUCACUGUUGCUGCACGCGGGGCACCUUCUCUCCAUUCUGGAGCAAUUUUCAGAGGAAAGCGUGACACAUCCAACGGCUGCCGGGCCCGGGGUGGAACCGGGUGUGCGGCCCGUGGGCAAAGCAGACAUGACCCCCGAGUUUCUCUUAUCACGUUACUAUGAAACCGAGUUGGUACGGUUGAACAACGAUUAUGAAAAGGAAAUUGACAGCGGUUACACGGAGAAUGUUGUCCAUUCUGAAAAUUACUGGAGUCCUUUUCACGCCACACGUCGAGGCUAUGGACUGGAGGGAAGCAUCUUUGUUGGAAUUACACACAGCCAAGAGAAAGUGACAUCGUCGGAGAUGGAAACGGCAUGUGCAGCGACAGUGCGGAACAUCUAUGACGCAGCGCACUGGCCACUUGGUGUGUUUACGGGUAUUGUGGAGAUCACUCUUAGUAAAACUUCUCCCACGACACAUGACCCCACCAAAUCCACAGAAACGCCCAUGGAUUCGGCAGUGCCACCAGCGGAAGAAACUCCUGCAUGGAUACCGCCACCGCCUUCUGUAUGUACCCCUCGUGCGUACCUUUUGCCUAGCUGCGCAGAACGUACUGCGUUUUGCCCCACAGACAACAUUCGCGUUCGUCAGGUGCGAGUUGGGCCGCAGUCAGCAAAUGGAGGCGAUGAUGCAGGAAUUUCAGGGCGUCGCAAGUCUCAUACUUUAUUAUCAUCCGCUGCAGCGCAGCGAUACGCAACGUUGGCUCUUUACCGUGGGGAAACAUAUGUCAUGUUUGUUCGUGCUGGUUUACAGCUUGUUUACAAGUGGGAUGUGCUGACACGUCUACUGUGGUUACAAUUGCCCUCACGUUCCGCGGUGCUGUCACAACCCCCCGUUCAAAUCAACCGUCAGUCCGUUCGUUCGGUGUGGAACCGCGUGGUUGUGAAACAUGUGGAGGGAAUUGUGGUGGCAUCCGAGAAACAAUUUUCUACCCCGGCGAACAACGGGUCGCUUCCGCUCCAACCAGGCGAGGGGCAAAAUGGGAAUGGCGUGGAGCAUUGGAUUGACUCCAUUCGAUGGGCACUUGAUUUGGGGGCCGUACGGCUUCAUUCGGCAGCAGCAGCGGCGGCGGAGGAAGAGGGGAGGUCGGGAGGAGGGAGGAAGAUGCAUGAAAAUAACGAAGGGGAUCCGGGCAUGAUGGAGGAGGAGAUUGUGCAGUAUGUUUUCCAUCAUGAUGCGGAGGUUUUUCGUGAGGCAAAAAAAAAUCUUUUCAGGACUGAUGUGAACACGCCGGAAGGGGGAAAAGAAGAAGAAAAAUCCUCUUCGGGCUCACGGAGCCGCAGGGAUAUUCAAAUUUAUUGGUUAAGACAGUUUUAUGUUUCCCUGCGUGAGGCGCUACUCAAAGACGUGGUGGAGCAGGAGACGACCUCGUGUCUCUCUGGGGUUCAAAUGAAGAGGAUGCAAUCUGGGGGUCAUCUUGACCCCAUCUUUAGACUUCACGCAGCCAGUUCAAAAAGAAUUAGUCAUGCCAUGCAGGACCCACGCUACAUGCGACCUUCACCCUUUCAUGGAUGUGGUGGAAGCGCGAAGAACGCAUGCCCAAAGAUGUCAGACUACAAGGAGGUCUGCAAUGACGACGCCAUCCUUCCAUAUUUACAACAGUCUUGGGUGACGCCGGACUUUUUGUUUACUCGUGCAGAAGCUUUUUUUGACUUUCCACGUGAUGGUAUUGAUGGAUAUAGGGAUCGAUUAAAUGCUGAUAGUGUGCCGCUGGAUCCUUUUUUGAGUUUUCUGGGAGCCGAUGAGGAGGCGGUUUUGCUGAGCGCACGGUUAUGGACACACGGGUGGGAUUUUUUUUCCUCCACGGAGCCAAUUGCUUUUAUUGUGACAAAACCACCCGCCGAGGGUGACGCAUCGGGGACAGACACAUCCACGUUAUCUCCCACCUUGACGCGAAUGCGCCAAAGGAGUGUGGCACGACUUCGACAUGUACUUUUUGGUAAAAAUCGUACUGCAGGGUUGGCGCCGGAUGCAAAGACCGAGGCCUUGCGUCAUGUGGAGCGUUAUGGUCUUGGCAGGCGACGGUCGAGGGAGGAGCUGUUUUAUUUUUCUGGCCUGCGAGAAGCAAUGAAGGACGAGGGAGUGAUAGGAUACAAAGUAGAUGCCCAAAACAACGUGGACCCCACCUGCCCUGCAUCCUUUUGCCACAGCUAG